Pseudo-nitzschia multistriata is the source of this 2205-nucleotide messenger RNA. Lineage: Eukaryota; Bacillariophyta; Bacillariophyceae; Bacillariales; Bacillariaceae. The record is from the annotation of a GenBank genome assembly.
GUUACGUACUACUUUGAAGUACUGUAAUUUCACUUUUCAACUAUGUCUCCGAGGCCAGCAGCCGCACGAAUGCCUCGCGGAGGCCUCAUACAAAAAACUGGCUUCGAUACAGUAGUAAACGGUACGAGUAUUCACCAUGUACUAGGAAAGCCGUAUGCCGUGUGGAGUCGUACUCACUUGUUUCAUUCCGUUCACUCUUUGUAAGCGGUGUUAGUCUUUUCUGUAUCACCAGCAAGUUAGUCGAAUCUUACAUAACACUGUUAAAAAGUGAACAUGGACGAUCGAGCCGUUACUUCCGAAGAUCCGGUUAGCGAGAACAAAGAUCCCACCGUGGGUGGAGACAGCGCCGAUGCCGAUGGUAAUGCCAAUGCGAACAAAGAAGCCGAGGGCAAGGAAUCCGCAGAGAAUGAUGGGAAGGAAGAAUCGACCGAAAACGGCGGUGUCAGUAGCGCCGCGAUGAGACCAAUCUUCUUGGGAAACCUGAAACCUAACUACCAGGCAGAUGACAUCACAAGCAUAUUCCACAAACCGCUCGAUCCACCGGGAUCGGAACCGGGCGCAUUCAAGCCCAUCCCCGUCGAACGUCUUGACCAAAAACGUGGUUACUGCUUUGUGUUUUUGAAGGACGCCGAGAACGCGGCAGACAAGGACAACGCGGAGCGCUACGUUGCAGCCAUCAGUGGAAUGUAAGACUACACCAACUACGAUGCUUUCAUUUCAUCACUACCUGUUUUGAGUUCGCAUCAGUGCCGUGCACGGAGAAUCAAUCAAUCCUUUCGCUUCACCUCCGGCAUUCUCGACAUCGUCUUCGCAGGCAGAAUUUCUUGUUCCUUCACUGACCACUACGGGUGCACACAUAUCCUUCUUCCACCUUUUGCCAAUAUAUCAUCCUACCAUUCAACCUUUUCUUCCAUUGUUUCCUCGUCGGCUCUUCCAAUCAUUCAUCUCUACGGCAUCUUUCACCUCCACACGUACCGUAAUGCAAUACGAAUCUUCCUUUUCUUACCAACUUCUUCUCCUUCCUCCUCAUCAUUUGCCUCACUCUCAACCAUGUACCAUAAUACGUCUUUGAACUCCACCACCGUACUCGUACAUUGCAAUGGUUCCUUGUAAUUGUUACGAAGGGCGGUCGACAAUGUUUCGUCCGCAUUGCGUGCCGAGUGUGCCAGGGGAGACGGAAGGAUUAAACGCAAGGAGGAUGAUCGUCGUAAGAACAUCAAGCCUUCAGAUACUCUCUUUGUGGUACGUAAGCUGCAAAGCUGCAUCAUUCUGGCUGUUUUUAGCAUGAAUAUUGAUUUUGCGGACGACGUUUUCGUCAGAUGUUCACGUUGCAUGCGUGAAAUCUUUUGGCUCCGAAUUCAUCUUGCGCUCAUCAUUGCAUCGAAUUAUUCCUGGCGUUACAGGUGAAUUUCCAAGAAGAAACUACCAAGCGAGAAGAUCUGAAGAUGCUGUUUGAGCCAUUCGGGGAACUUGUGCGAAUCGAUAUGAAGCGCAACUAUGCAUUCGUGCAAUUUGGCUCCGUAGACGAAGCGACUCGGGCAAAGAGCGCCACGAACGGAGGCAGGCUCGAACAAAGUGUGCUGACCGUUGAGUACGUGGCCCGCCAACGCAACCGCAACGAUGACAAUGGCGGUAGAAGAGGACGCAACCGAAGGGACGACCGUGGCGGUGGCAGAUACCGCGACGAUCGUUAUCGCGACGACCGCCGAGGACGCAGAGAUGAUUUUCGCAUGGGAGAUCGGGGCGGCAGUUCGAUGGACUAUGACGACCGCGGACGUGGACGAGAUGACUUUCGUGGUGGACGAGACGAUUUUCGCGGCGGACGCGAUCGAUCGCCCUACAGGGGAGGCUCUCCGGGGCGCGGCGGUGACUAUCGCCGCCGCAGUCGUUCUCGAAGCCGAUCGCCACCACGCGGUGACUACCGCCGAGACGACAGAGGAGGCGGUUACUCCAGAAGCCCUCCUCGCGGGCGCUAUGAUGAUCGCGAUCGUGGUCGCAAUGAUGAUUAUAGAGACGGAGGACGGGGCGGUGGCCGAUACGACGAUGACCAGCGCGGUCGUUCCCCAGAAAUGUACCGCGGAAACGAUCGCGGAAGAGACGAUCGCGGAUAUCGUUAUUAGAGGACUGGUUUCGAAUCAUUCAAGACCCACUCGGGGUAGAAUGUCGUCUUGGUAUUUAUGAGAUAGGACUAUUWCUCUAAAGACA